CUAAUCGGCCUCAUACAUAUUCAACAAUGGCUUUCUCAACUUUCACCUUGUCUCUCUAUCUACUCUCCUUCAUCCUCCUCCUCCAAACAGUUUUUGGAGCAGAUCCCAUCUUCCAUAUAUGUUCAACCUCAGACAACUUCACAAGCAACGAUCCUUACGACAUAAAUUUGACAAAGCUCAUGGGCUAUCUUUCCUACAAAACCCCUCCCACAGGUUACAGUUUAAGCUCAAUGGGCGAGAGCCAACAUCAAGUAUUUGGGCAUGCCCUCUGCCGUGGCGAUGUCUCAGAUGUCGACUGUGCCAGCUGUGUUACUGAGGCAAGUAAAAAAGUUCGAGAUUACUGUUCUUAUAAUAAAAAUGGAAUUAUAUGGUACGAAAAUUGUCUAGUAAAGUACGCCAAGAAUAGUUUCUUUGGAAAGAUCGAUUAUGAACAUAUGGUUUAUGCUUGGGCGGUUCAAAAUGUAAGUGAUCCCUCGUCGUUUAAUCCCAAGGUAAGAAAGUUGCUAAGAGAACUGGUCAAGAAAGCUUCCGAGAGCCCGAAGAUGUACAAGACCGGAAGCUUGAAGAUCGGAGAAGGGAGGACAAUCUAUGGGUUGACUCAAUGCACCAGAGACAUUUCUGGAAGUGAUUGUAAAGCGUGUCUUAAGGAUGAAAUCAAGCGACAGCCAGCUUGCUGUGAUGGGAAACAAGGAGGAAGGGUUAUGAGUGGGAGUUGCUACUUCAGAUAUGAAGUUUACCCGUUUGUCAAUGCUUAGUAUGGAGGGACGGACGGUCACUCUAGCUCCCUACGUAUCUCGUUGCAUAUAUAUGUAUAUAUAGGGGACUGAUCGUCGUGCAGGAGCUCUUCCCUAUAUAUAUAUAUUAUAUUGUUAAGUAAAUUGUUCCCUUUUUUUUUUUUUUUCUUUGAAAAACUUCACUUAUAAUGCUGGAUUUUUCAUCACUUUUAAAAAAAGGUACUCAAAAUUUAAAAAGUGUCAAUUUAGGGUAUUCAUCUUUUAAUAUUUUUUUCAAUUCAACCAUCCGUUAGAAUUUUUCGUUAAAUCCUAUCAAAAUUCCCGUGUUUAUUUUUUUAAAAAAAAAUUCAAAGAUUCAUGCAUUAGUAUUUUUGAAAAUUCCUUCAAAUUCUGACCAAUACCUAAAUUCUACCAUUUUUUUCGUUUUUUUUUUUCCUAAAAAAAUGGGUAUUCUGGGAUUUUUGAUAGAAUUUAAUAGAAAAUUAUAAUAAAGAGUUGAAAUUGAUAAAAAAAAUAAUUAUUAUUAUUAUAAGAUGGAUACCAUAAAUUGAUACUUUUUAAAAUUUGGAUACAUUUUUUUAAAAAAAAUAUGAAAGAUCAGGGGUUAUAAAUGAAGUUCUUCCUUCUUCUUCUUUUUUUUCUUUUUUUUGGGGGGCAAGUAUUUAAUAUUUAUGCACGUUUUAAGUAUAUGUUGGAGUGGCUCUUAUAUGGGCGGUGUUGAAUAAAAGUUUUUUUUUUUUAAUAGAAUUGUUGCAAGAAUAUUUAUGGUGUACGUUUAAGUCAAUAAUGGAUCAUAGUAGGCCAAGUAUAAGGUUACUGUAUCCUCAUCCAUAUCCCCAGUACUUGCAUCAAUGGCAUUGUCAAUGAUUGAAUAAUAUUUAUUAAAACUAUAGCUGAAAGUUUUAUAAAA
Alnus glutinosa is the source of this 1644-nucleotide messenger RNA. Its product is annotated as cysteine-rich repeat secretory protein 38-like. The transcript has a single exon. The record is from RefSeq and is a predicted model, not a curated record. Lineage: Eukaryota; Viridiplantae; Streptophyta; Magnoliopsida; Fagales; Betulaceae. Bases 27 to 755 code for a protein of 242 amino acids.